UUUUUUUUUUUUCUUCAUGUUUGAACGUCCAAAAAAGACACUUGAACAUUCCCUUUUUACUGUACUAGAAAAUGCACAAGAUUAUGUAGCUGAUGUUUAUUUUAAAUACCCUCAUACAAAACUAUGGGCACAUAAAGCCUUAUUGAUGGUACGAGUACCACCCUCAUUUCAGCAAAAAUAUCUACCUCAACUUGCGGACCAAACACAGUUUGAUAUUAGCGCUGUCAUCCCUUACACAACACUGCGACAACUUCUCCGCUUCUGGUACACCGCUCGAUUUACACCACCUCCUAACGAAACCUCACUUUUAUCGUCUGCGAUUCACGGCCUCUCUCUUUCAGAAGCCUCUUCCAACCUACAAUCCGAAGUCGAAUCCAACCUGCACCAAGAAAUCUCUUCUUUAGAGAUCAAGUUGGGCGUAGAUAUGUUGCCUAAAGGCGACCCAGAACAACAAUGGGUGGCUGAUUUAAGCCGCAUGUUGGAUCAGCAGAUCUGUACGGAUGUUACUGUCUAUCAAGAUGUUCAGCCAGUGUCGUCUUUUCCAGCCCAUCGAUUCAUGUUGGCCAGUCAAUCACCUUAUUUUUAUUCGGUCUUUUGUACUGAGUUUCGUGAAGCCUCUACGUCGUCUGUCCAUAUGCCAUCGGACUUGUUUAGUGCCGCCACACUCGAUGUGAUCCUUCAUUACUUGUAUACAGACCAACUGAUCUUACCGGAUCUGUUGGAUGCUCAGCCAACCCGUCUCAACCAAAAGAAACACGAACUGCGUAUCCUGCAAAAAGUGUUUCCAGCAGCUGAUUUCUUGGGUCAUGCAGACACGAUCUGUAAAGCCGUCUUGCUCAAGAUGGCCGUCCUUUGCCAUCAAUUCAAAUGCGUGUGUUCUGAAUGUGCAGCCUUGUUGCCGUCCAUGUUGGUGUUUGCGGAUCAGCAUCAGAAACAUGUACCCAAGCUACGGUCGAACUUGAUCGCGCUCUAUGCGGAUCCUUUGGACUCAUUAGCCCCUCUUUGGUCUCAAAAACCGUUUGCGAUCCUUGUCAGUGCACUGCAGAAACCCCAGGCCAAAGAGACCCAACUUUCAGACAUCUUUGCUACACCCACACCAACCACACCGACAGAAGACAGUGUUAUAUCUGACAUCACGCAACGGACAUGGUCCAACAUGACCAAACACAAUUCGGUCCGGUCCCUGCACUCACUUCACUUGUGCCUCUCGUACCUUCGUGGUGCUGAUCCGUUCCCUACCUGGUCUCAACCGGUGAUUCAGAUCCUGAACCAGUUCCUUCAUUACAAUGUGGAGAUGAUCGCCAACCAUUUUGACUAUUAUUGUGUGGAAUAUCCUAUUUUAUUGUCGUGUGUGGAUGGUAUUGGGUUUGGAUUCUCAGUGGAUUUCUUGAGUUUUGUGCUGCAACAUGUGUUGAAUGAAGGCAUACAUGAUGGGAAUGCUGCUAUUCUGUAUCAGGGGAUUGUACGCGAUUUAGGUAAUCGACAAGAGAUGGUACGCAAUGUGGCUGUGGAUGGUGUCUUGAUGGAUGCCCGUCUCAAAUGUGCUCAAUACCUGGCUAAACGAUGGAUGUCUGUCAAGGCAGAACAUGGAUUUGCAACAAUUGAAAAAGACUAUUUACGGAUGAUUUCUGAAGAUAUCAAUGUGCCUAUGCGUACACUGACAAAACCUCUGGAAAAUGAUAUCUCGACCAUCUUUAGCUUUAAACCACGUAAGGCAAAAAAAGAAGAUGGGGUCAAACGACUUUCUUUCCCACUUCAGACACAAGACGAUACACAAGCUCAUGUACGCCCUUAUGCCAUGACGACAAGUCAAUCUCAUUCAGAUACAGAAGAUGUCUCGCUUCAACGACGCAACAGUACAUUUCGUUCAUUUCGACGCCAUACCAGUGAUGACUUGACAGACGAAUUAUUGGCUUUGGAUCUCAGACCCAUGGAGCCUCGACAGACACGUCUUCGGUUCUCAUUGCCUACGACACCGAGUCGCAUUCGACCUCAAAAGAGAGUGGCUGUCAAGAAAAACAAGCGUAGUAAGUCACCCGGUCGAUCCAGAUGGAGUUUGGGGUACAGUACCAGUGAUAGUAGUGAUGACGAGAUCAUGCCUGCUGUAGGACAAAAAGUAGAGUUAUUAAGAAGACCUUUGCCUACCUUGGGUACCAUCAAGUAUAUUGGCCCUGUUGAAUUUGCUAAAGGCACUUGGGUAGGUGUUGAAUUGGAGUCAAGAUUGGGUAAUAAUGAUGGUUCUGUGGAUGGUAAACGGUAUUUUCAGACAUUUCCUCAGCGUGGUGUGUUUAUCAAGACAGAUGAUUUCAAGAUACUUGCAGACAAAAAAAAUUAAUGUUUAUACCCCCCCUUUUAAAAAAUAAAACCCAGCAGCGAU
Messenger RNA from Gilbertella persicaria, 2377 nucleotides. RefSeq lists its product as uncharacterized. The transcript has 4 exons. Bases 17 to 2335 code for a protein of 772 amino acids. The record is from RefSeq and is a predicted model, not a curated record. Gene Ontology annotation, cellular component: cytoplasm. Gene Ontology annotation, biological process: proteasome-mediated ubiquitin-dependent protein catabolic process; regulation of proteolysis. Gene Ontology annotation, molecular function: ubiquitin protein ligase binding. Lineage: Eukaryota; Fungi; Mucoromycota; Mucoromycetes; Mucorales; Choanephoraceae.